Molecule: messenger RNA, 1400 nt
Organism: Scheffersomyces amazonensis
Lineage: Eukaryota; Fungi; Ascomycota; Pichiomycetes; Serinales; Debaryomycetaceae
Exons: 1
Coding region: 211-1263 (350 amino acids)
Biological process (GO): lipid metabolic process
Source: RefSeq, a predicted model, not a curated record
AAUAGGAUUUCUAACAAGUUUAUAGAAUUUAUUUAUUACUGUUUGCAUUCUUUAGUCGUAAGACAAGAUCUUUCGCAUCGCAAAGUCUCGCUAAAAAUAUAGAAAUGGGGAAUGACUUUCUAGUUAUCUUUGUAAACAGUCAGUUCACACUAUAAACGUCUAUUGGCGCUGGCGUCAUACCAUCAAUAGUAUAGUCCACAUAAAUCACGUAUGAGUCUAAGUUAUAUAGGAGAAAUACUUUUGACAUUUUUUCAAUUAACAAAAUUUCUUUACUUUUUAAAUCCCAUAAAUGUGGGGUUGAGUCAUUCUCCAACUCCGAAACCACUAGAUCAAGAUAUAUAUGCCAAUCUUUUCACAUAUGCUCAUUUAAUUGAUAUUUCAUAUUGUAUAUCUAGUGUAUCAAAGAUUAAGGAACCCUUCAGUUGUGACUUAUCUUGUGAAUCAAGGUUUCCUAAUCUUACUCUUAUUCAUCAAUGGUCUUAUGAUGAUUCUGUUACUGGAUAUAUAGCAACUACAUAUUCCAAUAUAUUUUAUUAUAAUGAAACAUUACAAGGUAUUGAUAAGAAAAAGAAAACUAUAAUAGUUUCAUUAAGAGGUACAAGAUCAAUAUUUGAUAGUUAUGCUGAUUUGAAAAUGGAUAUGGUAUCAUAUACUAAUAAGAAUAUUUAUCUACCUAAAUGUGGUGAUAGAUGUAAAGUUCAUAAGGGAUUUCAUGAUUAUUAUACUCAUACUUUACUUAACAUACAGCAAGUAUUAGAAACAGAAUUAAAAUCAAGUGAAGACUAUGAAUUACUUCUUUUAGGUCAUUCAAUGGGUGGAAGUGUUGCAUUAUUAAUUGGUUUACAUUAUUUAGAUUUGGGUUAUAAUAAUAUGACUUUAGUUACUAUGGGACAACCUUUAAUGGGGAAUAAAGAAUUUGUUAAUUGGGUAGAUUUAGUUACUGGAAGUAAUUAUCCUGCUCGUCAUAAUUCAUUCCAACGUAAAUAUUUCAGAGUAAUACAUAAAGAUGAUAUUGUAACGACUAUACCGAAAGGUGAUGGGUUAUUAUAUUCUUAUCAUCAAUUUGAUAAUCAAAUAUAUUUGAACUGUUCAGCAUCUAACCGGGUUCCCUUUUAUGAUCAAGUAGUCGAUUGUAUUUAUGGAGAUAAUGAAAACUGUAUAGAGAGAGAUUUUCAAGGUAUUAGUUAUAUUAACAAGGACUAUUUCAGAAGUCAUAAUACUUAUUUCAGGAGAUUAGGACUAUGUGGCAUGAGGAUUAAAUAAAUAAGUAAAUAUGUAACAUUAAUUUAUAAUAUAUAUACAUUAGCUGGCACGACUAAAUCCGAAUUUCGGUUGGUCAUCAUCAUCAUCAUCAUCAUCGUCAUAAUAUAUAGGCGCUUGUGCUUUAGCUUUUGUUCUAG